AUGUUUGUGUUUCACUUCGGCAUCCGGCGGGAUUCCUUAUCCACCUCACCUGGGCCUUACCUGAUCACCUCUUGGAUCGCCUGUGCUGGUCUGCUGCUCCACUCUCUGCUGGUGCUUCCUCUGCCGCUGCAGCCUGAACUUAAUAUGGACGGGAUCGUAACGGGCCUCCUGCUGUUCAUCCAGCACAUCCCACCUGUCUGCACAGAGGACUUUCUCCAGGAUCGCUUCUCCUCUGCAGCUCUGCUGGGUUUCGCUGCUCUCUUCCUUCUCGCUGUGGUUUUUGUUUCGUAUAAAUGGAAGCAGAGCAAAGGCGAUGAUGAAAGCUGCGACGCGGGAGGGAGAGAGGGUGACGACAGUCGGUUCUCCAUCGCUGAAACACCUGGUUGCUUUGAAGAGGAUCCAAAGGCUGGAAGACCAGCUGACGGAAAGUCAAGUUCGUCAAGGAAUGUCCAAGUAUCUCCCGCGUGCUGCAAGACCAGGCCUGGAGGAGCGAGGACUGAAGCCGGAUGAGGAGCUGAAGCAGACCAGAGCGGAGCUGCAAGAGUUUACAGAAGUGAACCGGCAGCAAAAGGAGAAGCUCCAGAAGAACCUGCUGGCCUUGGAGGAGCUGAAGGCAACUCAAAUUAAACUGGAGUCCAAGAUGAUAGAGGCCAGGGAUCUGCAUAGACAGCUGGAUCACUUGAGGUUCCUCUCUAAGUUUAUGGCGGAGAAGGAGGAGCAGCUGGAGAAGCAGCUGGCCGACCUGAGAGACCAACACCAACAGGAGCUCCACGAGGAGCGUCAGAGGAGGAAGGAAGUGGAGGAGCAGCUGGAAGCCCUGAGGAAGGAGAUCGCGAAGAGGAAGACGAUCGGAGCAGAAGACUUCAAGUGUGCAAAAGAAAACUGGAUCCAAACGGAAAUCUAAAGCUUCAGAUAUCAGUUUAAUUAGAUGUUUUUGAUUCUUUAAAAUAAAAGUUAGAUUUGUUUUUACUAUGAAAUAAAAUUUUAAAACAAUUUAAAGCACAUCUACAUAUAGUAACCUAACUUUUCAGUUUUAUCUCAAGUUUUUAUCUCAAACCUCAGACCCCAGUGAGAAUCAUUGUUUUUUGCUGUUUUAACAUUAAAAUGUAUGAAUAAGUACGUUUUUGGGACAUUUUCUGACUAUAAAAAAAUCAAUAAAAACAAUAAAAACA
Messenger RNA from Nothobranchius furzeri (turquoise killifish), 1172 nucleotides. NCBI's taxonomy places the organism in Eukaryota, Metazoa, Chordata, Actinopteri, Cyprinodontiformes, Nothobranchiidae. The record is from RefSeq and is a predicted model, not a curated record.